This is a messenger RNA of Prorocentrum cordatum, 2068 nucleotides long. Lineage: Eukaryota; Dinophyceae; Prorocentrales; Prorocentraceae. The record is from the annotation of a GenBank genome assembly.
AUGGGCAUGCACCUGGAGGAGGAAUUCAACCAGUCGAGGGGCGACCCUCUGUACGCAGAGGCCGUCCAGCCCCCCAAGGAGCCGCCACCAGGGCUCGUGGUGGGCUUGGUCACAGAGUGCUUCCCAGGAGUCGACCAGGAGGUCCUGGCAAGCUGCCGCGACGAGCUCGACCGGAUCCAGCGGCUGACGAGCGCCCAGCUGACCGCGAGGGAGGACCUCAGCGGAGGCUACACCCUCGUCGUCGCGGGCACCCGCCCCAUCGUCGAGCGCGCUGCCCCGCAGGUCGAGCGCGCUCUCGCAGGCGCAGGCCGUGGGGGCACGCCGGCGCUGGAGGGCGCGGCUGGUCGCCAGGAGCCGUGCACGGAGCCCGACCGGCCUGCCGAAGUGCAGCCGGAUGCGGCGGGCGAGGCGUCGGCGCGGAAGCCGCCGUGGCGGAAGGCGCACAGGGUCGCCAGCAAGGAGAGCCAGGUGGAAGAGCACCUGAACGUCCCUGCCGGCACGGUGAGCGCCGCUGUCAUCGAGGCGGACACCCCGCACGACGACAACCCGAUCCCGAUCGGGCCCUCGUCGUUCCUGACCAGCGCCAUCUUCGCGGCGGCGGCCAGGGCCGUCGGCCCUCCCGCGGCGCCAGAGAUGCCCGCGCCGGGGUCGGAGCCGGAGGGCGAGCCCGCAGAGGCGCUGUCCGCGGCAAGUGUCGAGCCGCCCCAGCCACGCGCUUGGACAAACCUCCCGCCGCUCUGGGAGAACGAGACUGCCGGCCCCUGGGGCGCGCCCGUCGCCAGGCCCCCAUGUGGACCAGCGCCGCUGCUCACAUCCGCGCGCCUCCGGAACGCGCCGCCUCCGCCAGCGGCUGUACUUUCCAGCUUCGCCCUGUGGUUUGGAAGCGCCGACGAGACGCCGCCCAGCAGCUGCGAAGAGUGGUUCAGCCCCGACGGGUUCAAUAGGCCCCAGAGGCGAAUAGCUUCAAGCAUCCUGGUGGAACCCGCCGCUCGCCUACAGGAGCUGGACGAGAACUCCGUCACUGGCCAGGACGGCCCAGACGUGGCUAAGGUCAUCAAAUUUGUUUUCCCCAUGCCUUGUGCCAUGGAGGGCGUCAAAAGCCGGAAGAAGAUUGUCUUCAAGAUGUGCAACGUGAGCUUCGCCUAUCCCGUGAGCAAGAGCCCUUCCAUUCUGGACUUAAACAUCGAAAUGUCUCAGGCAAGCCGUAUUUUGGUCACGGGUGCGAAGGGCUCAGGCAAGUCGACCUUAGUCAAAGUCUUGAUUGGUAAACUCAAGCUGACUGAGGGCGCAAUCCAGAAGGCCGUCGGACUCAGCGUGGCCUACGUCUCCCAGCACAUGUUCAAUCAGCUUGAAGAGUGUAUGCACAUGACUCCGCUUCAGUACAUGAUGGAGCGUUUCGCCAGCGGGAGCGACAGAGAAAACCCUGAGCUCCAGCAGUACCAGAAACGCAGGUUGCCCACGAGAGACGACAUCGAGCAGCACUGUAGUGAUUUCGGCGUUGACCAGGAGUCUGUAAACCGCCUGCACAUCAAACAGCUCAACAAGAGCAUGAGGUUCAAGCUGGUGCUGUCGGCCGCGCUGUGGCUGAACCCGAACCUGCUCGUCCUGGACGAGCCCGCCAGCUGCCUGGAGCGGUGCAGCCUCGAGGCCCUCGCGGCCGCGAUCGAGGACUACAAGGGCGGCGUGCUGAUCACCUCUCACAGCAAGGACAGGCACUACUUCGAGGCAGCCGCCACGGAGAGGUACGUCCUGCGGGGGGGCCGCCUGCGCGCCGACGCGCAGGCGAGUGGGGACGGCACUGCGGUGUCCGCCUGCGAGGCGCACGGCAGCGCGGGGACGGGCCGUGGCGCGGCGGGGCUCCAGGGCCUCACCGCCAAGCAGGCCAGGGACCUGUACCAGGACAUCUCCCGCAGGCUGAAGGAGGGCCAGAGGAACAAGACUCUGACAGACAGCGACAUGUGGGCGAUGCUCAGGGAGCUCGAGGAGCUCAAGCGUCGGCUUGAGGCGUGACUCCCGCGCGGUGAGCACCAGGCGGCUCCAUUCUCCUCGGCUCGAGGCCUGAGAGGGG